AUGAGGAAACGUCUGAUCCAAAUACUUGGCUUCUUGAUUUCAUCACUGGGAUGGCUGUUUGUGCUGUGCACAAUGGCUAUGGACUAUUGGAGGAUCACCCAAAUAGGAGGACAAGGAGGCUCCUUUAUAAUCAAGGUGGCCUGGUACUGGUCUAACCUGUGGAAGGACUGUUUCACUGAUUCCACGGCUGUCACCAACUGUAGAGACUUCCCUGUGCUCUGGAGUGUCACCCCUUACGUUCAGGGAGUACGAGGAUUGCUAAUGUGCGGGUUAACUCUUGGAUUCUUUGCUGUAGUACUUUGCUUUGUUGGGAUGGAGUGCACUUUUAUUGGUGGAGCUGAUAAAACCAAGGACAAACUGCUUCUUGCUGGAUCAGUGUUUCAUAUUGGUGGCAGUAUAUCAGAUGUUUCUGCCUACUGCUUGUACAUCAACAGGAUUGCCAGAACAGCCUUUGCUGCCAGUGUUCCACAAGGAAUCUUGCGGUAUGACCUAGGACCUCCCAUAUUUCUAGGAUUGGUGGGUUGCUUUUUAAUCCUUUUAGGAGCUCUGUUUUAUGCUGUCACCGUCUACCGAGUAAUUUGGCCUGAAAGUCAGGUGGUAUAUGCCUAUGGAGGAGGCACAUACGCGGUCCCUCGCUCCAGGGGAAGAACCCUGUACACUGGAUACUACCAACCCAGGCAGUAUGGAUCUUAUAUGGGCUCAGGACGAUCCAGCAGCUCCAAGAUCUCAAAACUUUCUCAGACAACACCAACGAAAAUCUCAGAAAGAGAUGCAUUUGUGUAGAAAUCAAAACUGACAAACACAACAAGACACAGAAGCUCCAAAUCUGAUUAAAUAACAAUCAGCUUAUUGCAUACUGUAAAUUAGGAAUGUCCGUUUUGGUUAAUCUUGCUUUCAAUUGACUAUCGCACAUUUACUGGUAGCUAUCAGUUUAAUUUUUAAGGGGCAAAAAGGGAUGAAA
Plectropomus leopardus (leopard coralgrouper) is the source of this 961-nucleotide messenger RNA. It is a transcript of the gene cldn10l2, whose product is annotated as claudin 10-like 2. The record is from RefSeq and is a predicted model, not a curated record. Gene Ontology annotation, molecular function: structural molecule activity. NCBI's taxonomy places the organism in Eukaryota, Metazoa, Chordata, Actinopteri, Perciformes, Serranidae. Gene Ontology annotation, cellular component: membrane; bicellular tight junction.